Messenger RNA from Phyllotreta striolata, 8742 nucleotides. Lineage: Eukaryota; Metazoa; Arthropoda; Insecta; Coleoptera; Chrysomelidae. The record is from the annotation of a GenBank genome assembly.
GGUUUGGACGGUUUUUAAAGAGGGAAACGGGAAAUAAAAUUGUGUUUUAUAUUUGCUUUUUAAUAGAUUUUUAACCACUAUAUCUCAUUAGAAUCCCAAUUUGCAAACUACGCCAAUAGGCAAUGGCUAUGCGCUCAUAAAUCUAUAAAUUGUACAGAAUGCUAAAAUAUAAGUAGUAUAUUUACAAUUUACCAGGUUGUAAAGAAUCCUCUGUGAAAAAAGAAAUGAAGCCAUUCGAGAAGCGUAAUACUAACAAACCCAAAAGCAAGAGAAGAAGUAUUCGACUUCAGAAUUUAGUUAGAGUAGAAGAAUCUAUUAAUAAAGAUAACCAACUGAAUGGCGCCAAUCCCACAUAUAACAAAAAAGAAGAGGAGUGUCAUUUGAACAAUUCCACACUAGAAAGCAGUGCUAAAAUAGUUGAACCAAAUGCAAUCCCCAAUGUUAAGCCAAAAUCACCGAUUAAAACCUACGUAAAUCCACGUAAAUAUGUUGAGAAGCCAAAAACUGUGGAAAGUUUCGGUUUACCCGACAAUCCGUUCAUCACCGUACAUCCUCUUAGCUUAUCGAAACUAGAUAAUAUUUUAGAUACUAAAGUGCUGGAUGCCAAAGAAAUAACCCUGCAAGAUUUAGAAUUCAUCGAGAAACCAUGGCACAUCAUCGAUUUGAAAGAUGAGUUAUUCCAGCUAACCGAAGCCCAAACAAAAUCUAAUACGAACAGUUGUGCUGUUAUUCAUUGCCCGUUAGACACUAACAAUUUAAAUUCUUCGCUUGAAUCGCAUGAAAUUGAAAUAUGUAAAACCAAUUCUCACAAUAAGCAGUCCGUAAAUAUUGAAACCUACCAGUCGACUAAAACGCUCAAAAAGUCGAAUUCUUUUGCGGACAUGCUGGAUCAGCGAUCGUGUAAACCGAUUUAUAAUUUGAGAAGAUCGUCAAGCCAAACAGAAGUUCGUGGUAAUCGCUCUAAGAAGCGGCUCGAGGUCAAAUUGUUUCCACUUUUGAUGAAGUCUAAACGUAAACAGAUAGUGCAAAACGAGAAUGAUUCAAUUCAUUUACCAAGCGAAAUGUUUCCGGACCAUAUUUCAUCACCAGCUUACGCAAGCACCCCGAAUAAAUCGAAACGAAAAAGAAGCAAUAAAAAUAGGACUAAUGGUGAAGAUAAAAGCCCGGUGGUUAAAGAAGAUUUAAACCGUUCAAGUGUUACAAGUAUAUCUGAUCAAGAUGAUAAUUCUCUGCUAAGCGAGGAGAGCAAAAGUUUUAAAAUAUUAAGAAAUCGGACUGUACCCAGUAGCAGUGAACGUCGAAAACGCAGGAGAAUCAAUUCUAAUUCGACCCAAGAAACGGAUAGUUUGUUAACAGACGAAGAGAAUUUCGAAAAAUCUGGAUCUUGUUUAAAUAUUCGAAAAUUAAGAAGCCACUCUAAACGUCUACCAGUGAAAAAUGAUAUUGAUCAAUCCUUUAUAAUCCAGUCAAAAUCCGAAGAAUCUAACCAAUUACCCAGUAAUUCAGAGAACCAAUUAAAAGAGCUUAACCAAAUGGUCACUGAAGCUUCGCCAACUGUUAAUGAAAACCAUAUCAACAUACCAGUAAUUUCUGAAGACUCUUCUUUAAACAGCACAUUAGAUAAAACGUUAAACCAUAGUACAUCACAAAUUAUUAGUGGUUCUAAAUUAAAAGAAAAACGUAAGAGAGGCAGACCAAGAAAAAAUCGCCAAAAAAGAUAUUUUACUGAUAAUAAUCCAACUAACAAAAUUAAAGAACUUUGUCAAACCGACACAGAAACUUCAUUGACUGAUUAUGAAGACCACACAAACGUUUCAGUUAAUUACCAAAAUGCAUCAUCUGGUAACACUCUAAAUAAAAAGUUGUUAACAGAAAGUUUGAAUCCAAUUACUGGCGAUCCUGUAUUAAGAGUUCAAACCAGAAAACUCAGAGGUAGGCCAAGAAAAAUCGAAAAUAAAGUACAUCAGAUUGAUACAGAUGAUUCAACGGUGGAAAGUGAAUCUCAGAGUGAUAUUAAAUUUGAUACGUGUUUGAAUAAAAACGCAAGUGAAGUUUCUAAAAAGAAAAAAAGGAGGAAAGUUAUUGAUAGGACACCAACAGAAGGUUCGUUAAGUACUAAAGAAUCAACCAGCACAGUACUGUUAACGUCUGAAAACAAAUUUUCAACAAAUAACUUGGAACUGUCGCCUUCUAUCGAACAACAGAGAGAAUCCAGAAGCAAAAUUGAAAACCUUAAUGAAACUAUCAGCAGAAGAAAAUUGAGAAGCUCGAUAACAAAUAACGAAGAGACACAGUCAUUGGUAACCAAUUUUAGAAACAAUAUACAAUCUAGGAAACUAAAAAAAGUGACUAACAAUGUAUCGAAAGGCAAUUCCAACAAAACAUCACCUAAACUCAUUGAGAAUACACCAGAAGAUGUCGAAGGAAUUGAUGAAAAUCAAUUGAAAGUUUCUUUAAUCAAAGAAAAAGCAAUUGAAGUAUCAAAACUAGGUAGUAAUGCAAAAAUAUUAAACGAAGAUCUGCUAAUUAACAACAAUAUUUCAUCAAGUGAAGUUGAAGCCAGUGAAGAUGUGAUGCAAAUUAAUAAUCAACCAAUAAGUCAAGCUCAAAAGAAUGAUAAAACAGUAAACAAAGCGAAUGGAAUUUUGAGUUUUAAAAUAAAUAAGAAAAGCAAUCAUCAAGUCAAAAAACGAAAUGCUGCAGCAAGCACGGCAACAAACAGUGUCGAUAAUUUACAAACUGAUAAGGAAGUUAGAGAUAAAAGUGAAGAUCUUAGGAGGAUUGAAUCUGAACAAGAUGAAGUGUUAAAUAGUAGUGGAAAGUCAAUAAAAGGAGAGGAAGGAAGCGAUAAUCAGAAAGUAGCAAACGCUAAUCAAAACAAAACAGAUAACAGUGAACACGAUACUGAAAUAGCAAAAUUUGAUAACCGCAACAUAAUUGAAAAUACAUCACAAUUAACUAAUGAUAAAAUGGAAGAACAAAUAUUAAAGAAGUCAAAUGGAGACCUGGCUGAUGCAAAUCACAUAAAUAUUGAUUUAGAACUCAAUGAAUUGACUAAAAAAGAUCAAGAAUUGCAAAAAGAUGUUAUUAAACACAAUAAAGUAGUAGAUUGUCGAGGGAACAGUGCUAAAGAAGUUCAGCAAGAAAAUCACCAUCACAAUGAAGACUUUUCUAAACUUGAAAUAAAUAAACAAGAUAAAUUCGUUGAUUCGAAACCAACUAUUAAAAAUGGAACAUUAACCAGUGUUAAUCUAACGGAAACAGUCAGACAAAAAUCCAAAGUUUUAUUAAAUAGAACACUAUAUACUUCACCAAUCAGCAAACAUAUCUUUGAAAAUAAACAAAAAUGCAAAUCAUUAUCUAACUUAAAGACUACUAUGGUUAAUGGAAAUUUCAAUGUAAAAGAAGAUAAAUGUAAAUACACUAAGCAGACGCCAGUGAUAAAAAAUAGACAAUUUCAACAAAAUGGCAUUAGAAUUGUUAGCAAGAAUCAAUCGGAGGAAUUAGAAAAAGAUAUUUCUAUCAAUUCAUUACCUAAUAAAGAAACAUGUGAGAAUAGUAGGGAAUUAGAAAAACCUGUCAUUAAUGACAUCAAUUCAUCUCACGAUAAAAAAUAUGGAAACAAUGGCAAAGAAGAGAUUCAUAUGAAAAAUCAUUACCCAAAAGAAAAUGGAUUACUUGAAGAAUGUAAACAGAAUGGAUAUGAUGAUAUUAAUAAGAAGCGUUCUAAGCAACCUGAACUACAAACUUUAAGUUCACAAGAACCACUCCAAAUCACACAUAAUUCGAUCUUAAACAAGAGCUCUGAGAAGGAAAACGAUCCUGAGUGCUCCGAACGACAUUCAAAUGGCGCAAUAAAUGGAGAAAUCGGGGCUGGUGGGCCAUUGCAAUUACAAUUCCAGUGCAAUUUAAACCAAAAAUUAACCAAGUCUGAAUCAAAAACGACGUACAACAAGGACUCGUCAUCAAAGGAAAUCAGAAACACACUCAGAGAGAAUGAAGAAGACGAGAGUAGUUACCUUUUAGAGUGCAUCGAUCAAUUUCUAAACGAGAAACCAAUAGCGGCAGAUUUAGACGAAAAGCUUGACAAACUUAAAUCUCGAGAUAAGAGGCAGGAUCCACCUCGCUCUCCGAUUCCCACCAGAAGCAAAACAAGUAGUUCAAUUGACGAAAGCAGCAAAAAACCCAACAAAACCACUGCAUAUAAUGAAUCAGUCGACAACAAAACCAUCAAUUCUUCAAUUGCAAUCAAUAAUGAGGCAGUUGUUGAUUCACCUGCUUUAGCUUCUUCGAUAACCACCAAGGAAUAUCAAAUUAAAGCAACAGUUCCGAAUGUAAUCCACGAAGAUGGUGUUAAUGGAGAGUGUGACUCAACUUUGGUCGAUAAUUCACAUAAAACCGACUCUCCUAUUGAAUCUUCAUCAAAUGUGGCCAAUAAUGCUUGCCUUACACAAGAACUAACUUCAGAGCCGGGUUCAUUAGAUAUUACAUUAACUACCGGCAACAAAGAGCUUGUUACUGACGAAGAAAACGUUGUGGAUUUACUACCAAUUGAGUUAAAAGAGAACAAAACGCCUCAUACCGAGGAAAACCUCAUUGAGACUACUUCAACAUCAUCUAUUGAAACCAAUCUUAACUCGACUAUCAGCGAAAAUUUAUUAACAUCUUCCGGCAUCUCUGAUAAAGUUUAUCUCAUAGAAGCAGAAACAGGUGAUCAUAGAGGUGUUGAAGAUGGUGAUUCGUUUAUAAUCAGCGAUGAUCCCUCUUUGAUUGCUACUGGUAAUGAAUGCCUCGCUGAGAAAGUACCUACAAAAGUCAUUGAAUCUUCGAAUGUUGCUAUAGUUAAACAGGAAAUCGAAAAUAUAGAGGAAAAUAAUGGCUUGGUAGAUCAAAUUGAUUGUAUUACCAGUCAGUAUACUGAUUUUUAUGAACCUCUCGCUGAAGAAGUACCUUCAAACGUGAUCGAAUCACCGAGCGUUAAAGAAGUAAAACAAGAAAUGGACGUUCAAGAGGAAAAUGAAGGAUUUGAUUGCAACAGUCAAUGCAGUGAUGUGCAUGAACAAGAGAAACGUUUGGACUUUUACGAAGAUAGCUAUCGGGAUACUAGUACUGUUGGUGUAAAAGAAGAAGGUGAUGAUUCCUCUUGGGCAGAUUUGUCGAAAUUCAGUAACGGCGAUGAGUUUGAAGAUUCCAAGUAUUCGUUGACACCUAGAAGAAGGAGAGCCGGUGGAAAGAAAAGACGGAAGCACAAUGCACAGAAUAAAAAAAUAAUAUUAGAUUAUUAUCAAAAUUGCAUAAUUCCUGAUCAGUAUCAUUUGAAAGAAGGCGAUAUCAUUUGGGGACAACUCGCAAGAUAUCCGUACUGGCCUUGCAUCAUUACGAACGAUCCAAAUACGAACAGUUUCACCAAAACAGAGAUUAAAGGCUUCAAAGAAUAUAACUCUAUUCACGUGUGCUUCUUUGGCGACAGAGGAAGAAGAGCAUGGAUAGCUCGCGGUAAAAUUAUAAAAUUCACCGAUAAAAACGACCUGCGAAGGAUUUACAACGAUUUAAAAGGGUUUCAAAGUAGUUCCGAAUUGAAAGUAUUCUGCAUCAGCGGCGGAAGUAUGUGCAAGAAGUUCACCAAAGCUAUAGAGGAAGUGGAGUACGUCAAAACUCACAAUUUAAAUGUAGAGGAGAUAAUCGAAUAUAUGGCCAAUGCGAAAACGGAAGCCAAUCAAGUGGAAGAUGACAACAGUAGAGGAAGAAAACGAAAGUUGGACAACGCCAUUGAAAUUAAAAUGGAAUUCUCGCCGAAAUUGGAACCUAACGCGGAGCCUAACGAUGGAAACAACGCCAAAAAAAUCAAACUGGGCAACAAAACGUCACCGCAACCAACGAGCAAGGAAAAACCGCGUAAAAAAUCCACCGAAGAACCGCUUUCGAUUCCGAAAGAAGAGCCGGUCGAAGAAGAAGAGGAGCCCGAAGAGGUGAUCGUCACUGACGAAAUCUCCGGAGAAGAAUACGUUACCACCGUCGAUCACAUCCAGAACUUCGGCUCGUACUCGUUGAGGGAGCAAAAAUCGCUGUUCAAACGCAACAACCUCUUCAGGGGCUAUCCAAAGGAGAAGGCGUGCCAGUUCUGCUUCGAUUUCGGGGAGGUGUACAAGUGCAAAGGCGGAUGCUACGGCGUUUAUCACUUAUCUUGCGCCGCCGACAUCGUCGCCCAUAAAACUCCUAAACGCACGAAAACGAGAAUGUCAAAAAUGGACAAUGAGGAUAUCUACACGAAAGAAAAACGCGAACAAGCAGGUCGAUCGGAAAUGGAUACUCAAGUUGAGAUCAUCACCAUACCAUCGAACGUGUGCGCUACACCCCCUCGGAAAACUUUUCCUCCCGAUUGCGAAAACAUGGAUUUGGCCCAAAGGAUUGAUUUUAAAAUGAAAGAAAUCAUGAAAAAAUUCGAAUCUACGGCUUACAUGAAAAUGUGCAACGAAUUGUCGCCUGUCGCCAACGGUUCUAUUAGAAGGUACCAACAUUGGCGAGAUAAUAAUGUCGUCGAACAGGAAUCCGGGUUAAUUUCCCAAUCACCGAACAAUUUGAGCGAAGGCGACAAAAAUAUACCAACCACAUCGAAACAAACUGUUUUAAAUGAAGAAGGAUUGUUAGGUGAAUCGCCAUAUAGUCAACUACAAGAAACUGAAACCGACAAAUCAUCCAGCAAGAAAAAACCGUCGAACAAAAUUAAAAGAACUACCGCGAUUAAACACGUGACGGCCGACAGCGAACCCAUCGAAGGCCCCGAUUCCAACAGCAGUAAGCGAGACGUUGACGUCUUCAUAUGCGGUUUCUGCGCGGACGACGUCGAUCCUUAUUGCUUCAUUUGCUGCGAUAGCGUAUCGAAGACGGGCUUCAAAAUACGCCACAAGUGUUCGUUGCCCCACUGCUCGCGAUUUUACCACCCGGAGUGUUUGAAAUUGUGGCCGCAAACGCAGUGGUCGUUGAUUCAAACCACCAAAAACAGGUUUUCUCAAGAGGAAGUCGACAGCUUCGUCUGCCCGCAACACGUGUGUCACACGUGCGCUUCGGACAAUCCUCGCGCCUCGAUGCCCCGAUGUUCCGGAGAUAAGAUCGCCAAAUGUCUGUUGUGUCCGGCCAGUUACCAUUCGACGAAUAUGUGCGUUCCCGCCGGCACGGAAAUCAUCAGUUCGACGCAAAUUGUUUGCCCUAGACACAUUAACAAGAGCAACACAAUCAACACUACGUGGUGUUUGAUAUGCAGCGAAGGCGGGAAUUUGAUCUGUUGCGAAAACUGCCCGACCAGCGUCCAUCCGGAGUGCCUCAUGGUCAAUCUGGCCGACGACGAGAAGUUCAUUUGCGAGGAUUGCGAAUGCGGACGGCUGCCGCUCUACGAUGAAAUCGUCUGGGUGAAGAUGGGACACUACAAAUGGUGGCCCGGUUUGAUAUUGUAUCCCAAUGAGAUUCCGCAUAAUGUGAUGAACAUUAAACACUCGGCCGGCGCAUUCGUGGUGAAAUUUUUCGGCACCUACGAUUACUUUUGGGUAAACAGAGGUAGAUCCUUCUUAUUUCAAGAUGGUGAUACUAUAGACAUGCGUAUGACUACGAAGAGUAAAAAGGUGAAGACUAUGUAUAUUAGAGCCGUCGAGGAGGCGGUCAUUGCUCACAAAUUGAAAAAACAAUUCAAAUCUAUCCUCACCACAGCGACCCAAAGCUGCCAAAAACCACCGCCUUACAUCAAAAUAAAAGUGAGCAAACCCGUUGGAAACGUAAAACUAUCCGACAUGGAUUUAAGUAACAUCACUGCCUGCGAAUGCGAUCCCACUCUACCGAAUCCCUGUGGACCGGACAGUAAUUGCCUCAACAGAUUAUUGUGGACCGAGUGCAACCCGGAGGUAUGUUCGGCCGGCGAAUCGUGCAAAAACCAAUUGUUCGAGAAACGCGAGUACCCGCCGUUGGUACCGUGCAAAACCGAGGCGAGAGGAUGGGGCCUCAAGACGUUGGCACCGAUUAGCAAGGGCCAAUUCAUCAUUGAAUACGUAGGCGAGCUCAUCGACGCCGAGGAGUACCAAAGGAGGAUACAAAAGAUGCACGAACAGAAAGAUGAAAACUACUAUUUUCUUAUCAUCACUCCCAAUAGGAUAAUAGAUGCCGGUCCGAAAGGGAACGUUGCCAGAUUUAUGAACCACUGUUGCCAACCGAAUUGCGAAACGCAAAAAUGGACGGUAAACGGCGAGACUAGAGUGGGUUUGUUCGCUAACCAGGACAUACUGCCGCACACCGAACUGACGUUUAAUUAUAAUUUGGAAUGUACGGGUACCGAAAGGAAGGAGUGCAAAUGCGGAGCGCCGAAUUGCAGCGGUUUCAUCGGGCUCAAAGCCAAGCAGUUUCAGGAGGUGAACGAGACGAAGAAGGUGAAAGCGAAGAAAACGAAGCGGAAAAGAAGAAAGGCCGUUAAACAGUUGAAUUCUAGCAAUUCGAACGUUUGAAAUUUGACAAAAUGACCGGAAGGAAAUGUAAAUAUCGUGUACAAAUAGCUUAAAUUAGUUUAGAUCUUAACGUUUAUUCGUCGAUUCAAUUUUUGUAGCUAUAUUGAGUAAAUGGAAUUAAUGAUGUGAACUUAGUUUUAGACACGUCGUGCGGUUUUUAAUGUAAAAAUUAUUAUUUACGAAAUGUUUUUAUUUACUUUUUUGAAAUAAUAAUCAUUCCGUUGUUUACUUUUAUAGAAAUAAUGUUGUUUAUUUA